AUGCGAUACAGACUAUCACUUAGUUUCCAUCAAUCGAAUCGAAUUUCUUCAUUGAUACUUGUGCCCUUCUCAAAAGCGAUGGCUGAUAUUUCGUCUGGAAAUCUUUGAGCCACCUUCGGAACUCUGCCUUCCCACCCAGCCUAAACCCAACUUCGAGCCAAUGCACAACCAUCCUGCUCACCCAUCCUUCAACCUCACCCGCUCACCCAUUCACGAUGGCUGACAUGGAUAUUGAGAUGGAUCUCGACAUCGGCUAUACCGAAGAAGAGCUGGCCGUUCCUGACAUUGAACUAUCUACCGUUGCGCAUGAAGCUACACCGAUAUUGAGCACCCCUAAUGACACCACAGAUGCAAACGCUCUCGAGCCCAGCCCGCACAAGGUUCACGUUCGCGGACUCGACAAUCUCACCACCAAAGAUGUUAGAGCAUUUGCAUCGCAGUACUUUGAUUCGCACACACCUUCACAUAUCGAAUGGAUCGAUGACACCUCCGCGAAUGUGGUUUACGAGACUCCAGAGAUUGCCCAGGAAGCACUGGUUGCGUUUGCUGCUAUCCAGGUUGCAGAUUUAUUACAAAUUCCCGUCUUACAAACUAUUCCGGCCAGAGCAUUUCCUCUACAUCCACAAACGAACCUGCAGGUGCGACUUGCAGUUGUGGGAGACCGGAAGCAGGCAGGUGCCCGUGACCGUAGCCGCUUCUACCUCUUCAACCCAGAAUACGACCCGGCGGAACGCCGAAAGCGAGCAGAUUAUAGAGGGGGCAGAAGAUACAGAGACAGGGAAGAUGGUGGGUAUCGUAGCCAGCGAUACGACGAUCGCGAGCAAAAAAAGCGCGAGCGGGAGGCUGAUUUCGACGCGAGUUUGUACGAUGACGACGAAGGUGCAGUCGCAAAACGUUCCGCCAGGGAUGCCAAAAACCAAGGAUCAUCAUCGGGUAGCGAAUCAAGAGGUCGAGAGUCCCGGAGGGUACGAUUUGGCGGGGCAGCUGGCAAGGAGUUAUUUCCCGAGCGUGUUGAUGGGAGCAGUGGCAGACUACGAGAUCGGAGUGCUUCUCCACUUCGUGAAAGUGAUGGGGAUCAAGACAUGCGAGAGUCGCACGGCGCUCUUAGCAGGCGACAAGAUACGGCAGCGUCUGCGAAUCGACUCAAAGCACAGAUGAUAAAAGCUCGAUUGAAUGAGGCGAGUUCCAUGAAGGAGCUUUUCCCGCAGAAAACGACCAGCCAUCGCCGUUCCGGAGCAUUUGAUGCUGCUGAUGAGACCGUCGCCGACUUGUUUGCCAACAAGAUGCCAGUACCGUUCAUGGAUGGGAGCGGAGAUGGUGGCCCAAGGGAUACUCCAUCACUGGCAUCUAGAAUUACAGGUAGAAGCUCCGGGAACGACCCAUCUGUAUUCAAUAUCCGCGGAACUGCGAAAGUACUCCCUGCUUCUGUCUUUAGUAUCAAAGGAGCAGCUACAUCGGGGCCAAGAGUCAAGGAGUUGUUUCCUUCCACGCUGGGGGACAACGCUGGCAAGGAGCUGUUUUCGGAGAGACUAAACGGACGGGGGGCCCAGAGGCAGAAGGCAUCGGACUUGUUUUAUUGAACAUUGCAAAGGUGCUAAAGUUGGAAAUCAUCGGAUACCAUGCAAUUCAGCAGUUGCAUUUGCACCACCACCGGGGUUUAGAUACCCACUUGUUGCAAUGGGCGGUAAUAUCCACCCAUUCGGUCGGUGCAUCACAACGGAGUCUACCAAGGACGUCGCUUUUCUGGCAUACCGCAAUGGAUUUUCUGCGAUAGAUAGGUUGAGAGCACUAUCAAAUACAAGUUAUUCAGCGAGCAGGGGGGGUUCAUUGUUUCUGACAUCAAAGCUUUGUGAUUGCGUACUUUG
Hyaloscypha bicolor E is the source of this 1865-nucleotide messenger RNA. RefSeq lists its product as uncharacterized. The record is from RefSeq and is a predicted model, not a curated record. Bases 216 to 1580 code for a protein of 454 amino acids. The transcript is spliced from 2 exons. Gene Ontology annotation, cellular component: cytosol; nucleus. Lineage: Eukaryota; Fungi; Ascomycota; Leotiomycetes; Helotiales; Hyaloscyphaceae. Gene Ontology annotation, molecular function: RNA 7-methylguanosine cap binding; mRNA binding.